CUCGAAAUCAACUCUAUCUUUCCGACCAAAUAACUUAUCUUUUCUAUUCUAUUCACACCCUCUUCAUCAUCGUCACCUUCAUCUAAUUUGCAUCGUAAUUAUCCAAAAAGAUGCAAUCUUUACACACAAAACCACCCCAACAAACUAGCAUUUCAUCUUUGGUUCCACCCCACCAUUGAUUCUGUUUUUCUUGCUCUUUCAAUACCCAGAUCAAAUCUUUAACCUUUUUCAAAAUUAACACACACUUGUUUCUUAAAGUGAUUAAAGUUGUGAACUUUUUAUAAAAUCUUGGUUUACUGUGUGGUUUUUUUAAAGAUACCCAUACAGAAAAGGUGGUUUGAGUGCAUGUGUGUAUGAAUAAGUGACAAAUGGGCAUGGAGAAAAUGGCAGGUGAAAGGAAGAAGAGGAGAACUAGACAUAAAAGAGUUGCAGCUGUUCAGAAGCUUUAUGAUGCAUGCAGAGAUGUUUUUGCUAAUUGUGGCCCAGGUGUUGUUCCAGAUGCUCAGGGUAUUGAACGCCUGAAAGAUAUUUUAAACGGAAUGACUGAACAUGAUGUUGGUGUCCGGCCUAAUAUGCCAUAUUUCAAGGUUAAAGAAACAGAGGGAUUUCCUAAAAUCACAUACCUACACCUUUCCGAAUGUGACAAAUUUUCGAUUGGAAUAUUUCUAUUGCCACCAACGGGUGUCCUGCCACUCCACAACCACCCCCAGAUGACGGUUUUCAGUAAGCUUCUGUUUGGAACCAUGCACAUCAAAGCAUAUGAUUGGGUCGAUAAUAUUGCUUCAAGCUCUGCUCCUAAAUCCGAUUCAUCAGAGUGUGAAGAAACGGCUGAAGAAAAAACCGAUAGCGUACGUUUGGCAAAGCUCAAAGUCAACUCCGACUUCACUGCCCCAUGCAACACAUCGAUUCUUUAUCCAACAGAUGGUGGUAACAUGCAUUGCUUUACAGCAAUAACAUCAUGUGCCGUUCUUGAUGUUUUGGGCCCGCCAUACUGUGAUGCCGAAGGCAGGCACUGCCAAUACUAUCGUACUCAUCCUUUCACCAGCUUUUCAGCUGGAGAUAAUAAACAGUUGCCUGGUGACGAUGAGAAGGCGAAAGAGCUAGACUACGCAUGGCUCGAAGAGAUAGAUAAGCCCGCAGGCUUAUCCGUGGUCGGAGCGCCAUACAACGGGCCGAGAAUCGUGGAGAAAGAGUAGAGAUCGAUCCGGAGUUGAAAAUGGCUGCACAAAACAGAAAGUUUCGUCUGUUUUUGUUUCGCAUUUGUUUUGUUUUAGGAUUUGUUGGGUAAAGAUGGUUUUGGUUUGCUUUGGUUUAAGAUGUUGUACAUAAACUUGACUUGAGCAUAAGGGUAGUACAUAUUUUCUUGAGUUGGAACGACCAAAUAAAAGUACAACGGUUGCGGGAGGUACACAUUUGGUCGUUCUAUGUCGGGAAAAAGUAUUCACCAUAAAUGGGGAUGGAUAUAAAGCGUACUUGUUUAGGACCAACAUGAAGUGGUUUAUUUUUUUUAAUGGUUUGGUGAUAUUUGCUA
Messenger RNA from Helianthus annuus (common sunflower), 1531 nucleotides. Its product is annotated as plant cysteine oxidase 1. The coding region runs from base 369 to 1196 and encodes 275 amino acids. The record is from RefSeq and is a predicted model, not a curated record. The transcript has 6 exons. Lineage: Eukaryota; Viridiplantae; Streptophyta; Magnoliopsida; Asterales; Asteraceae. Gene Ontology annotation, molecular function: oxidoreductase activity, acting on single donors with incorporation of molecular oxygen, incorporation of two atoms of oxygen.